AUGGCAGAUGCAAAUCAACAAGGGCAGCAGCAGCAGCUGCAGCAGCAGCAGCUACGUGAGCUGCUAGAGGCAUCCUUACAGCCGGAGACAGCAAAGGCAGCAACAGAGCAGUCUGAAUUUACGGAGUCCCUAGUAAGCAGACUAGGGAGCGAGCAGUCUAAGCCCGUUCGUCACUCCUUAGGCCAUUUAUUGGCUGCCCUGUUGCGCCUCCCUCAAUUCGACGAGGCGAAGACCCGCCACGUGCUGCAGCUUCUUGCUGCACCUUUGCUGCAGCAGCAGCAGCAACUAUCUCCCCAGCAACUGCAGCAACUGCAGCUUGCUGCUGUUGAGGUAUUUGCUGCUUAUGUUGAGAGCGGCGAUGGCACAGAAACAUUCUUUGAUGAAUUAUUACAUAUCUUCCAACAAGCUCUCGCCGCAAGUGACCAAAACCCUGCUCUUGCUGGUCCUUCUUUCGAGGGUUUACGAGGAUUGGCAGAGGAUGCAGUUGAACCUGCUCAACAAAAGAAGUUAUUCGCCCUCCUCCCUGGUGUAACCUCCGUUAUAGAGAAGGCGUUGCAGCCAACAGGAGACGAGGCUGUCGCUAUGGGCGGUUUAGAGCUUAUUGACGAUCUAUUAUCUAAUGACUUAGUCCUAUCUGAGCAAGAACUAAUAAGUGUAUUAAACUUUUUAUUGUCUAUUGCUGAUCGUCCCUCUGUAUCUAUUGGCAUAAGACAACAAGCAUUGUCUCCUAUACAAUGGGCAGCUAAACAGAAACCUAGAGUGUUAUGCAAAGGAGGGUUUGUGCCUGGUCUCCUUGAGGUCCUAGUUCGUCUAUCUGCAGAGCCAGACAGCCCCACGCAUGCAAUAUUAUUAGAGGAAGAGGACGAAGGAGAGGAGCUAAACCCUCAUCGUCUUGCAUGCCAGACAAUAGAUGCAAUAGCUGUCUCCUUACCUAAUAAGCAUAUAUUCCUUCCUUUGCUGCUGCAGCAGUUAGAUAACCCUAGUCGUCUUGUACAACAUAAAGCAUGCUAUGCAUUAGAUGUAUUAUUAGAGAGUAUGGGCCCUGAGGAUUUGUCUCCUGUUGUUGGUCUUAUUGUACAAAGACUUGUAGAGACACUACAAAAAACACCAAGCGACAGUGUACGUGAGGUUUGCUUGAGCGCCAUAAGAUCUGCUGCAGUAGCAAGUGUCCCUGAUGAGGAAGAAGGGGAGACAGGUGUCUCCUCUGUGUCUCCUCGUCCUUUUGAUCCUUUUGCUGCUGAUUUAUUCCGUCUAUUAGAGGAGAUAAUUCGUUCCCCUACUGUCCCUCGUGGCAGCACAACAGCAGCAGCAGCAGCAGCAGGUGGUGGUGCAGCAAGAGCAGCAGGAUGCUCCCCAGCAACAAAAGCAAGAGCUAUUGGUGUUAUAGGUGGUCUUAUUAAGGGACUGUCUCCUGCAUGCUAUCAGCAGCAGCUGCCUCAGCUGCUGCAGCUCGUGCUGCAGCAGGUAGACGGAGGAGACACCCAAGGAGACACCCAAGGAGACAAUCCACCAGAGGCAGCACAUGAGAUAAGAGACGAGGCAUUCGCAUGCUUUAGGGAUGUCUCCUCUGCCCUCAAGGAAGAAUUCGUCCCUUUCCUUGAGGACGUAAUGGUUCGUGUCUUGGCUUCCUUAUUUAGUAGCGAAGGAUUUGUAGGAGGAGAGGAGACAAAUGAUUUUGAUUUAGGAGACAGUGGAGACGAAGGAGACGGUGCAGGAAAAGAGCUACAAAUUAGAGAUGGCUAUCUGGAUGAGUUAGAUUCAGCUGCCUUCUGCCUUCGAUCUCUGUGGGAGAAUUGCGGAGGGCAUUGCAUGAAAUACUUACAAAAGACAUGCGAGGCAAUAGAAGUAUUAAAGACACAUUUUCAUGAUAAUGCAAGACAACAGGCGGGCUUCUUAAUUGCUGCUGUGCUGCUAGCAGCACAUAAGACAUUAAAUCCUCAGCAGCAGCAGCAGCAGCAGCAGCAGCAACAACAGCAGCAGCAACAGCAACAAAAUGAUGCUAGACCUCUACAACCCCAUGUACUCCAGCUAUGGCAAACACAACUCUAUCCUCUCCUAUACGCCAUCAUCAGCGAGGAUGUAGAUAAGGAGACAGUUGGAGACGCUUUAUCAGCAAUGGGGAUCGUAUUGGAGGGUGUGGGGCCCGCUGCCUUCUUUAGCAAAGAGCAGCGGGAAAGUUUGCUGCAGCAGUGCAGCAACUUGCUGCGUGGUACACAUAUAUGCCAAUUAAAUCAAGAUGUAGAUGAGGAGGACGAUUCUCGUCAAGAAGAGGAGUAUUUAUUUGAAGGAUUGGUUGCAUUUUUAGCAGCAUUUGCUAGUGCAGCAGCACAGGGUACAGCAGCAUUAACAGCAGCAGCAGGUGCAGCAGCAGGAGAUCAAUCAGCAGCAGCAGCAGUAGCAGCAAAUUGCAACAUGGAUUGCUUCUGUGCUGCUUAUGCUGAUCUACAUCCGCAUAUUCUUGCCUUAGCUGCGCAUAAACACUCAAAGAUAUAUGCUGCUAUUGGUCUAGGCUGCUUCGCUGAGGUAUUUAGGGAGAUGCAAUCAGCAGCAAUUCCUUAUGCAAGCGUUCCUGCAGUAUUGACGGCCGUAGGGAAUGGCAUAGCACAAGAUGAGGAUGAAGAUUGUAGACGUAAUGCAUGCUUCUGUCUUAGUGUUAUCUAUGAGGUUGCUGGAUCAUCUCCUGAUGUUAACAGCAAGACAUUAGAAUUCCUUCAGCUUAUGCAUCCUAUCUUCAGAUCUCGUGAUGACUUGAAUAAAUCAGAACAAAGCACAGUAGACAAUGCAUGCUCAGCUGUUGCGUCAAUGUUGUUGCAUGCACCAAGUACGGGGCUUCCUAUGGGGGAUAUAAUAAGAGUAUUUAUUAAUCAUUUACCCUUGGAGGCAGACAGAGAAGAAAGCAAAACUGUUCUUAAGGCUCUCCUUCAUCUUGCUGCUACUCAGCCUGAUCAUGUACUACAAAAUGCACAACAAUUCAUGUUUGCCUGUGCAUGCGAGGCUUCCUUCCCUGGUGCAGUAAGAAGGUUAGGUACAGACCUAACAGCAGCAGCGCAGCAGCUGCUGCAGCAAAUGACAAAAAAUCCUCAGCUACCUGCAGGUACACUAGAGGCUCUUGCUGCUCGUCUACAGAAUAAGCCUUAUGCUCUUGCCUUCCUUAGACAAUCUGCAUAA
Molecule: messenger RNA, 3168 nt
Organism: Eimeria maxima
Lineage: Eukaryota; Apicomplexa; Conoidasida; Eucoccidiorida; Eimeriidae
Product: importin, putative
Exons: 18
Coding region: 1-3168 (1055 amino acids)
Biological process (GO): protein import into nucleus
Cellular component (GO): nucleus; cytoplasm
Molecular function (GO): nuclear import signal receptor activity
Source: RefSeq, a predicted model, not a curated record